ACGCUUCCUCAUCCAAAAAUCGCAAUCACAAUUCAAUAAAACCAAAAACCCGCAGAGCCCUCAGAUCAAAGCACGUUCAUCCCUUCAAGAAAUAAAAAUCCCCCAACAAAAACCUAAAAUUGAGCCACCGAAGGGUUGAGGCACCUCGAAGACAUUCAAAAAUGUCUCAAAACGCACAGGGGAAGCCCCCCUCCCCCGUGAACCACGGCCGGGAUUCGAAGUCCCCGUCCGACAAAGAGAACAAGGAAAACGCGAAGAGUUCGAUAAUAAGAAGACCGGAGAAGAGUUCGUCGUCGGGUGCCAGUGGGGAGGUGGACGAGAAGAUCAGGAAGAUGUACGAGCCCACGGGGUGCAUACCGAAGCGUUUCGGCAAUGUAAAUCGUUCCAACGCAGCCCCCAAUCACCAGAAUAUCCUCCAGGGGAGGGCUCAGGGCAACUCCGAGGUCUUCAGCAAGUCCAACUUCUCGAUCUUCGAUGAGGACGCCGACGAGAGGCUCUCGAAGGAGACCGAGGAGUGGAAGAAGCUCAAUCGGAAGGUCCUGGCGUCGUCAUCGAUGCUCGAUGGACAGCUGCCCAUGACCACGAUCAAGGAGACCUUCACCAGGCCCAAGGAAUUCUUCGUGAGACAGGAGUCUGUGGCCAAGGAGGACGUCGACGAGGGCAAGGCCAAGAGGGGGUUCAGGCGCCUCCAGAGAAUACAACCGAUCGACGAGGCCAGCAAGUCACCGGGACUCGUGGUACCAUCGGAGAGGGUCAAGCAAAUCAUUCAGGAACAUUUUGAACCCAGCAAGGUCACGCCGCAUGAUGUUCCACCACCUUCGCCUAAAAGGAUCAAAGUGCUCCACAAAUCGAUUCAGGAUCACGAGGAGGAAGAGGAGAAACGUAGGAUGCUUGAGGCUGAGAGGAAAGAUACGAUGCAGAUGCUUUAUCCGGAGGAGUUCAUGCUCUUCGAGGAGGAAAAAGACAAAUUUCAGCAAUUCAUUCCUAAUUAUCGAGAGUUGAAUGCUAGUGUUGAUCAGAGGCAAACUGUCGUUAAUUUUUUGCUUCAUGUGAGCAGUCACAACUGCCUUCCCUCCAACAUGGUCUACCCGGUUGUCAGAAUCUUCGACGACAUGCUGCAGGCAUGCAGAAUUCCCCUCCAGAAUCUCCAGCUCAUUAUGAUCUGCGCCCUCUGGAUCAUCAUGAAGAAGGACUACAUCGCCUAUCGCAUCCCCGGGGCCCAGAAGAUGGCCAGUUUCUCAAACGGACUCUACACAGAUGCCGACGUUCGAUCCGGGGAGAUUCAGAUAAUGCAGACGUUGAAGUUCCAGAUCAACUAUCCAGACCUUUCAUCGAUGCUCGUUUAUUUCAUGCUGGCGCUGGAUUACUCUGACUUCAUAGAUGAGGAGCAGAGGGAGACUAUCUACUACUUCGGAGGUUACAUGCUGGACCUAGUUCUCUUCGACGAAGAGCUUAUGAAGACCUCCCCAAUCCUCCUGUCAGCAGCAGCCGCAGAACUAGCGAUAACUCUUGUGAUGGAGCCUGAGAACACCCUCCACUGCACCUUCUUCAAACGCUGGCGCUCGGGAUACGCCAACGAGAAGCUCCAGGACGAGGACAUUAAUCACUGUCGUAUUUUGAUGAUCAGAAACAUCAUUGAGUCCUGCUACCGCUCCUCCAAGAGUCACGUCGUCCACAAGAAGUACAAUAAGUCGAGGUUUGGGAGAGUCUCCAAGAAGCUCAUUGAUAAAAUCCAGAAGUUAGUCCCACCGAUUAUUUAAUUUAAAAAAGAAACUAUUUAAUAAUAUUUAUUCGUACUAUUUGUUUUAUAUUUAUUACACGUGGAGUUUUUAAGAAUGAAAAACUAUUUGAAUUCUUAAUUGAAGGGAAAUGAAUAUAUGAAUUGUAUGGUUUAAUUAUGAAUGAGAGUUAAAAAUAUGAGGUAAUUUGUGUCUUAAAAAACGAUUAUGACUGUGAUUUAUUGAUGAUUAAUGUUAUUACGGCAGAUUUAUUUGGAUUAUAUUUUUUAAUAAAUGAAGGGAGACAGUUAUUUUAAAGUAAAAGAAUAAUUAUUACAAUAUGUUGAUUACACUCAUAGAAAUUAUGGGAAUGAUAAAAUAUUUACGAACUACUACAAUUAUGUUUUAAACAAUACUCAUAAAAUAAACGCCGAGAUCAUCAAAUAUA
Diachasma alloeum is the source of this 2166-nucleotide messenger RNA. RefSeq names its product G2/mitotic-specific cyclin CYB1. NCBI's taxonomy places the organism in Eukaryota, Metazoa, Arthropoda, Insecta, Hymenoptera, Braconidae. The record is from RefSeq and is a predicted model, not a curated record. Gene Ontology annotation, biological process: regulation of cyclin-dependent protein serine/threonine kinase activity; mitotic cell cycle phase transition. Gene Ontology annotation, cellular component: cyclin-dependent protein kinase holoenzyme complex; cytoplasm; nucleus. The transcript is spliced from 4 exons. Gene Ontology annotation, molecular function: cyclin-dependent protein serine/threonine kinase regulator activity. The coding region runs from base 162 to 1760 and encodes 532 amino acids.